This is a messenger RNA of Laetiporus sulphureus 93-53, 1048 nucleotides long. RefSeq lists its product as uncharacterized. The record is from RefSeq and is a predicted model, not a curated record. Gene Ontology annotation, cellular component: nucleus; cytoplasm; cytosol. Lineage: Eukaryota; Fungi; Basidiomycota; Agaricomycetes; Polyporales; Laetiporaceae. Gene Ontology annotation, biological process: protein stabilization. Gene Ontology annotation, molecular function: protein-folding chaperone binding; adenyl-nucleotide exchange factor activity. The transcript is spliced from 5 exons. The coding region runs from base 160 to 789 and encodes 209 amino acids.
CGAAUACCGUCUCCUCACCCCCCGCGCAUCUCCACGCUGUCGUCGCCCGCCCUGCUCUCCUCACUUGCCCUCGCGAUCCCCACCCUCCUCAUCCUCUUCCGCGUCGCAUACGUUCACGCAAGGCAAGUCACCACGUCUCGAAGCAGCAAGAAGCAUUCCAUGAGCUAUGUCGUGAAAUGGGGCAGGGAGAGGCUGCACUUCGCCCUUCCCCCACCAGAUACCAAGCUGGGCGAGGUUCGCCGCGUCCUCGCCGAGUACACCCAGCUUCCCCCGCAAACUUUUAAGCUCGUUCACGCUGGCGCCGUUAUGAAGGAUGAGAAUGCCUCGAUAUCCGCGUAUGGCAUCAAGCCCAACUCGACAAUCGCGCUUGUGGGCGGGAACGACCCGCUGCCUGCGCAUCCCCACCACAAGGCGCACAAGCACCAUGGCAAGGCGAAGGAGCGCACCGAGGCCAACACUGUCGCGCAGAUCCGUGGCGAGCUCGACGCGGUGCGGCAGACGCUCAAGCCCGACGUCGACCACUUCCUCAAUGCGCUCGACUCGACAUCCUUACCAAACGAGGGUGAGCAAUUGGGCGGACGGAACCCCGAUCUUGAACAGGAACACGCCCGGCUGGGCGAGCUGCUCCUGCAGGUGCUCCUUCGGCUAGACGCGGUCACGGCCGAGGGCGAGUGGGAGGAGGCGCGGCAGGAACGCAAGGGUGCGGUGCGCGAAGUGCAGGCGCUGCUCGAUCGACUGGAUGGUGGUUGGCGCGCGCGCACUCGCAAGCCGGCGGAGGCGAGGACGUAGAGUCGUCGAGUCGGUCACGGCUUCGGAUACGCGUGGGUAGGGUGGAUACCACAUGCGCGCUAUAGAGGGAGAUUGUACUACACACCGGGCGUGAUCACCGUGAUGCACAGCGCCAGAUAUUAGGAUUUCUGGACACGCGAUUUCCACGGCGACUGAAAUGUGAGCGUGAUGGUGCCCCCAGCCUCCGGAUCGUUGGCGCGCCAUAUGGUGGCCUAUGCGCGUAAACCGCGUACUCGCGUAUAUGGAGUCACCCGUCUCC